AUGUCCCGUCCAGAAUUUACUGGUCCUCCGGAAUUGUAUUAUAACGACAUUCAAGCUGCCAAGUACUCACAGAAUUCACAUAUUAUCGAUAUUCAAACACGAAUGACGGAACGAGCCAUCGAAUUGCUUGCUCUUCCGGAUGAUGGCACAUCGAGGUUAUUAUUGGAUAUUGGAUGUGGUUCCGGAUUAAGUGGAGAAGUUAUCACAGAAAUGGGUCAUAAUUGGAUUGGUGUAGAUAUUAGUGAAGCGAUGUUAAAAGUUGCCAUAAAUGAUCGAGAAGUCGAAGGCGAUGUUGUGUUGAAAGAUAUAGGUGAUGGUUUACCUUUUCGGCCUGGUACAUUUGAUGGCGCAAUAAGUAUAUCUGCAAUUCAAUGGCUAUGCCAUGCAAACACCCGAGAGCAGAAUCCACAGAAACGGCUACUUCAGUUUUUCCAAUCAUUAUAUGCUUGCAUGGGUCGCGGUACUCGUGCCGUAUUCCAGUUUUAUCCAGAAACUGUUAGCCAGACUGAUCUUAUAACAAUACAGGCAAGAAAAGCAGGCUUUACUGGAGGCGUUGUCAUUGAUUUUCCUAACGCUGCCAAAGCCAAAAAAGUUUAUUUGGUGCUGAUGAUUGGUGGUAUGCAACAACUACCGAAAGCAUUAAUUGAGGAAGAAGUGAAUCAGGUUUCGAGUAUAGAAAGAAGAUCAAGGAAAAAUGGCAAGCGAGACAAGCGAAAAUUGCUGAAACGUUCGAGAGAAUGGAUAGAGGGUAAGAAGGAUCGUGCCCGAAAGCAUGGAAAAGACGUUUGCGUAUCUUCGAAAUAUACAGGUCGUAAAAGGAGACGUUUCACAUAA
Molecule: messenger RNA, 834 nt
Organism: Cercopithifilaria johnstoni
Lineage: Eukaryota; Metazoa; Nematoda; Chromadorea; Rhabditida; Onchocercidae
Source: the annotation of a GenBank genome assembly